GUCCAACAGCCGUGUUUUAUUAAGCUGAAGAAAGAAGGAAGGCACAAGAAGUAGCCUGCAUGUCGGCAGGGUAUUAUGCGUAUGAACUGAAAGAAAUCUGGAUUGUACCACCUCUGUGUUUGCUGAUUUGCAAGUACAUUUUAAGAGUUACAUAUAUAUUUUUGUCCGUUCUGUUCUCAAGCGUGUUUAUUUCGAAACUUCUCUGUUUUGGUGCAGCCAGCGCAAUUAACUCAAAACCAAGAAUAUGCGGGGAAACAGUGAAAUGAGCACAUUUAAGAUACAAUAAGUUUUUUUUUUAUUACGAAUUGCGGAAUGAAACAACAGCAUACGGUGUUUAAUUAGGACGCACGAGUGAAAAUGAUCAGUUCGGUUAAAAUCUGUGCUGUCAGUCUUGUUUGACCGGGAGGGCAGGAAACAUAACUUACAGGAGCCUGCAAACGCUGGAACCGAACUUCUGGACAUUUGUUCGACAAUAAAUAGAAAUGUCCUGUAUACUACAUGCAAAAUUUGUUUACCCCUUGGUGAAUGGAGCGCGUCCUUGAGAGUGACAGUACGGAUUAUUGUCAGCUUCCGCGAUUUUUGAUGCGGUCGAUGUGUGUUUAUUUCCUCGGCUCAAUCUAUUUUUUCUUUUGCUGCACCAAGAAACAAAGGACUUAAAUUUCUAAGUUUAAUUAAAUAGCAGACACCGCGUCAGCACCCGUCCUUGUCAAGGGUGGAUUGACAAGGUUGCUCCGCUAGCAGGGUGACAGCGCCCGGAUAAGACAAUGGUAUCGUCGAUGAAAUGUUGGACUAUGUUGCUCAUCGAAUGGAGCGCGGUUCUGUCAUUCCUGCUUUUACUGAGUAGCGGUUCGCAUGCUGGGGAAGACGAGUCCUUCAACCCUGAGGCAUGGUUACGGAUGUACGGGUAUCUACCCCAGACCAGCUGGCAGAUGUCCACCAUGCGCUCAGGGCAGAUCCUGUCCAACGCCGUCAGAGAGAUGCAACGCUUCUACGGCCUGACCAUCACCGGCGAGAUGGAUCCAGCCACUCAGAAGGCUAUGAAGAAACCUCGCUGUGGAGUCCCAGACAAGUUUGGGGGUCAGAUCAAAACUAAUGUUCGGCGGAAGCGCUUUGCACUCACUGGCCACAAGUGGACCAAAGACCUGCUAACAUUCAGCAUCCAAAACUACACACCGAAAGUGGGGGAGUCCAACUCAUAUGAGGCUAUCCGCAAAGCCUUCGGGGUGUGGGAGAGAGUGACACCCCUGCGAUUUGAGGAGAUCCCCUACCAUGAGAUCAAAUAUGGCCGACGCAAGGAGCCUGAUAUUCUGAUCUUUUUUGCCUCUGGUUUCCAUGGUGACAGCUCACCCUUCGAUGGUGAGGGAGGCUUUCUAGCUCAUGCCUACUUCCCAGGUCCCGGCAUGGGUGGAGACACACAUUUUGACUCGGAUGAGCCUUGGACAGUUGCCAAUGAAGACCAUUCCGGCAAUGACCUCUUCUUGGUGGCUGUGCAUGAAUUGGGCCAUGCGCUGGGCUUAGAGCACUCCAACAACCCUCAAGCCAUCAUGGCUCCUUUCUAUCAGUGGAUGGAGACGGAGAACUUCGAGCUGCCUGAGGAUGACCUGCGGGGGAUACAGCAGAUCUACGGGCCACCAGACAGCACCCCUACCCAGACCUUGCCACCCGUCACACCUCGCAGACCGGCCCAGCCGGACCCCAGGCCUCCCGUCCCACCAAAGACCCCCCCUGGACCUCCCCCCCGGCGGCCAGACAAGCCACACACCACAGAGCGCCCGGACCACUACGGCCCCAACAUCUGCGAGGGAAACUUUGACACUGUCACUAUGCUCAGGGGAGAGAUGUUUGUUUUCAAGGGUCGUUGGUUCUGGAGGGUGAGGCGUAACCGAGUUCUGGACAACUACCCCAUGCCCAUCGGCCAUUUCUGGCGGGGGCUGCCUGGUGACAUUAAUGCUGCCUACGAACGGCAUGAUGGGAAAUUUGUCUUUUUCAAAGGAAGUAAAUAUUGGCUGUUUAGGGAGGCAAAUCUGGAGCCUGGCUACCCUCAGGAGCUUACAGAAUACGGCCAGGGCAUCCCAUACGACGGCAUCGAAACAGCCGUCUGGUGGGAGCCUUCAGGGUUUACUUACUUCUUUAAGGAAGACAGGUACUGGCGAUUUAACGAGCAGUCCCGCUCUGUGGAUGCAGACUACCCCAAGCCAAUCAGCGUGUGGGGCGGAAUUCCACCCUCUCCCAAAGGAGCCUUCCUCAGUGAUGAUGGUGCUUACACAUAUUUUUACAAAGGGACCAAGUACUGGAAGUUUGACAAUCAUCGAAUGACGUGUGAGCCGGGAUACCCGAAAUCCAUCCUCAGGGACUUCAUGGGCUGCACUAUGGACCUGGAUCCAGACAAGGACACCGACACACAAGACAACCCCAGGUGGCCUGACGUGGAUCAACCACCGUUCAACCCAGACGCUGGCCGUGACCGCACCAAUGACAUAGACUACAAAGAUGAGGACGAUGAGGUGGACGUGAUCCUCAAGAUCGACGAGAACGAAGCUCGCACCAUGAACAUCAUCAUGGUGACUGUGCCCCUUGUCCUAGUGCUGUGCAUUCUGGGAUUGAUCUACGCCAUCAUCAACAUGUUGCAGAGAAAAGGGGCUCCCAAGAUGCUGGUCCACUGCAAACGUUCCCUGCAGGACUGGGUUUGACCUCUCAGCCUUUGACUGGAGCCCACUUCCUCCAUCACUAUCAUCCUGCACACAUCCACGAAGUAACACAUGCAGACACACACAUACACAUGUAAACACACAUACACCCACUUUACCUGGUGCUCAGCCCAAUCUGUUAACUGUAGUCUAUUUAUAUCGAAAAGUUUGCACAUUAUUUUUGUCCUUUUUUGUUACUUCUAUAUUUUUGUCUGAAUUUAUUGUUUUUUUAGGAAUUCGUGUCUACGUUGUCUUACCUUCUCCGCCUCGUUCAAAGGAUUUAUUUCAUGACUUGUGUACAAACACAAUAUAGCAAUAGACUGGAGUCUUCUUGCGAAUACUAACUUCAAAAAAUUUGCACAGAAGGUGCAGUUCUGUGUGGCGGCAGGCUAACAUUAGCUUAGCACAGCAGAGUGCUAACAUUAGCUUAGCACAGCAGAGUGCUAACAUUAGCUUAGCACAGCAGAGUGCUAACAUUAGCUUAGCACAGCAGAAUGCUAACAUUAGCUUAGCACAGCAGAGUGCUAACAUUAGCUUAGGACAGCAGAGUGUUUUGUGGUUAUUCUACUCACCAACCCACAGCAAUUCUGAUCCUCUUUUGACGAAGGUCUUACGUAGAUGUGUACUUCAAAGUCACCAUCUUAUCAUCACAUAGCAGUGCUGCAGAGCUCUAGCAGAUUAACUGGACAUCAUUCACAGCUUUUUGAGCGGAUUGGGUGUUUGCUGGGUUUGGUACAAAGGCAGAUUCACAGUCACUCUCUUAAAUGUUAAUACCAUGCAUUUGUGGAGUAUGUAUCUAUAAAACCACCAAGAUCCCAAAUGGAAAAGACUAAACAGUAUUCAUUACAGAUGAAAAUGCGAGCUUCCAAGGCUUGUACAAGUUUGAUUAAGUUUAUAGAGCUCAGAAUUCAGUGAUAUUUAUAAAGUCAUGGAAUUUUCUCAGUGCUAUAAUAUUCAAGAAGUUGUUGAGGCCAUUGUGCUGCAGAUCCAGGACAGAACGUGGACCUCAGCACCUUCAGUCCUUCGGAUGCCUGCACCUGUAACUCAGUGUCAGUGGUUUAAAGUCCCCUGUGGACUUGCUGCUUCCCCAUGUUGACGCCCUAAGGAUCCUUUGAAGCUUUUCUGUUGUAUUAGACAUAACAAAACUGGCAAGGAUGGUGCUCCUGCUUAAUGGCACAUCAUGGAUCAUUAAAAAUAAGUCAGUGGAUAAUAAAUGCAUAAAUAUAAAAAGGAAUGGGCACUUUUGGGGGGAAAUGAUUCAGAACAUAGAACUGGGGAAAGCAAACUAACUUAUAUCAAAAUCCAGUCUCUGAGAGGAGAAUUAUUGUGAAGUUCUUCAAUGUUCUUCAAUGUUGGCCGCAUGGUGAGCCACACCAUGGCCCCACUGGCACAUUUUGGCCAAACCCUCGCCUCCCAUUGGUCAAUUGUCAGUUAGACCUGCCUAAUUUAUUCAUGAGUCGUGGUGAAAGUCGGUUUCUCCCAAGUUAUCUGCAUCUGUGUAAUGGAAACCAGACUGGGCUCCACGAUAACAAGCGGCGAAGGCUUCCCAAAGGCCCACCAGAUAGGGCUGCCUAAUGUCCCUCCCUUUGAACUCCCGCAGAUGGCCGUCUCUGCGAGUCCCGCUCCGGGCCGCCAUCUCAUAAUGAAAGUGCGUCUGCGUGGCUCACCGAUGCCGCCAGCUCGCGUUUCUACACACCUGCUGGCUUCCAAUGAGCGCUAAUCUGGGCCGGAGAGAUUACCCUCCGCGAUAAAGCAGGUCAAGCAGCAAAUAUGCUCCAAGUUAAAGAUUAGCCUUUUCAGCUGCCCUAAAUGAGUUCAUUGUGGGUGAAUGCAGCCUAUACAGCUCCCAGAUCCAGUGUUACCUAUUUACUGUGUGGGGCUUGAAACUUGAGGCUUAUAACUCUUACUGAGAUAGGGCACAAAGAAGAAGGCUCUGUAAAAAUCAUUGAAACCAAGACAAAAACUGCAAGCCCUGUGCUGUAGUCAGUGAUGAAUCCUGUUCAGUAUGGUUGCUUUCCAGCCCCCACUCCCCCCCCCCCCCCCCACCAUUCCUGCCAUACACCCCAAUGUCCCUGGGAGGUUCGGAGAAGACUUAAUCAGAGAUAAAAGCCUCUGCACUGUCUGUCGGGCCUGCUGGAAUGAAUGGAGCACUUAAAGGUGCAGGUCAGUGAGAGUCCCUGGGUGGCGUCCUUCAGUGCUUACUCACACGCUGAAGGACUCAAGCUGCCUUUGACAGGAAGGGAGGGGGGGUGUCAAUUUACAGAACAGCUGUAUGUUUCUCUCCAGUCUUCCAACCCCCCAUGCAAUAAAGAAUUGGCUUAGAUCCACCCAUCUUCCGACCACUUAUCCUGGUCAGCGGGACCUGGAGCCUGUCCCAGGGAGAAUAGGGGAGCAGGCAGGGUUCUCACUGGGCAAACACACACACACACGCACACACACACACGCACACACACACACACCAGGCUGCUUCCAUCCAUAUUGUUUUUGUGUCCAGCCCAGCCUUCCCAGUACAAUAAAGAGAAAGCUACGCCAAUGAAACUACACCUUGUGUAGAUUUGAUUUUGAAAUGGAGAGAAAGAUGAAUACUUCCAUUACCUCGUUUAGAUCGCACUGGACGGCCUCCAUUUGUUUGGGUAAAGGAGAGUUCAGGCGAAGUCGAUUGAGCGUAGCCAUUAAGCGAAGAGCCAAGCUGACGUGCCAGUGUCUGGCCGCCGUGUACAAGGUCGUUCCUGCCAUUGUCCUUCCCCUUGUCCUCUCCAGUGGUACUCUACAUCUCCGGUACUCCGUAUACAUAUACAUUCACAGAUUACAAGAAGAGUUCCAUCGUUCCCAAAGUAUAUAUCUCUCUGCCAGCUCUCUUAACCACUAGAUCUCACUUCAGGGUAUCAGAUAUUGUUUUAUAUUUUAAGAAAAAAAAGACAGCAGGAUUGUCAUGUUUCAUGUUGUUUUCUAGACAUAUUUGCCCUUAUCGUGUGGCCGAUGAAUUACAGAUAGGAAACUGAAAAUAUGUUUUUCCCUUUCAGAUUUCCUUAUCGGCACAGGGCAAAUGCACGUGGUCUGUGGUGACCAGUGGUGUUGGAGAGUCACUCUCAAUAUGCUGUUAAAUGUCAGUGACAGCAAAAUGUUUUCAAACCAGUGUUGUAUCCUAGGAUUAAGACCAUGUACGGCUCAGAGGGAAUCCCCGUCCUAGGAUUAAGACCAUGUACGGCUCAGAGGGAAUCCCCGUCCUAGGAUUAAGACCAUGUACGGCUCGGAGGGAAUCCCCAUCCUAGGAUUAAGACCAUGUACGGCUCGGAGGGAAUCCCCGUCCUAGGAUUAAGACCAUGUACGGCUCAGAGGGAAUCCCAGAUAUCACCUUACAUUCCACAAAUGAGUUCAGUCUAUAGCAAGCACAUGGUCUUCAUUAUAAUCGAAAAUGUCAUUGGUCAAGUAAUUUGUCACAUUUGUAUUGACAAUAUUUUUAUCUUAAUUGUUUAAAUUGUAAAUUGUACUUAUGUUUAAGAAACAUAUAAUGGGUAUGCAGGUUUUUUUUUUUAUUUUAAUGUUAAUUUUUACUUUGUGAGUAACAUUCCGUUUUUCUGCUGCAGUCACAGAAAAUUUGAUACUAUUGAUUUGCGUGUCGUUCACUGUUACAUUGUGUUUAAUGAUCCAUGCUGGACAUGUGUAGCUCUUACACAAUAAAAAUGUUAUAAAAACCAAA
Paramormyrops kingsleyae is the source of this 6387-nucleotide messenger RNA. RefSeq names its product matrix metallopeptidase 15a (gene mmp15a). Gene Ontology annotation, cellular component: extracellular matrix. Gene Ontology annotation, biological process: extracellular matrix organization; proteolysis; collagen catabolic process. Lineage: Eukaryota; Metazoa; Chordata; Actinopteri; Osteoglossiformes; Mormyridae. Gene Ontology annotation, molecular function: metalloendopeptidase activity; zinc ion binding. The record is from RefSeq and is a predicted model, not a curated record.